AUGCAGCGCCUCCACUGCUGGCUUGAUCAACUGACGCUCCGUCGGGGGCGGAAUCGUGAUGCCAACGUCAAUCGCCGAAUCACCAGCCAGAGUUUGACUCCAAUCUACCGUGUGACCCUCGAAUCGAAGAACAAGCACAAGCUUAAGCCUACCAAAACAUCAUCACAAGCUUCGCCAUCGUCGAAAAAUUCCCAGGAGCCAAGGAACGCUAUGCUUUCCGUACCAAAUUUAGUAGUCAGCGCUCCAUUUAUGGCGCGGAAACCCGAGACGGGGUCAUUUGCAAGGCGAAGGGGCAUUCGGACGAAUCCGUGGUUGUAUGGCGGUGACAGUCUGCUGCGGAAUUCUGCUUACCAUCACACGGAAUCGCUUCCACCUCAAGCGCAGUGUUUGGAAAGAAGAUGUGCACCACCAACAUUGUUGGGAGUGAAAAGUCUGGAGGAGAGCACUUGUAGUUCCGGAUAUGGUAGUCAGGAUUGUAGUCCUGACUCCUCAAUACACAUGCCGUCAUGGCAGACGACUGAUUGUAGUAAUGCGUUCAUCGACGAGCCGUUCGAUGAAGGCAGUUUACUGGAGGAAACGUCGUCCUUCUCCACUUACGACAAUAUUUGCGAUGCCAGCGAGGAGCACAUUUAUCACGAACUUGAAUCAUGCUUCCGAGUUGCCGAAGAGAGUUGCAGUUCCACUCCUCUUUCAAGCUUGGGAGAUUCUCGAUCGGACUCACCUCUUUGUGGCAGACAUGGAUCACCUAUCUACGCCCAGCCGUGGACACAUUACCAUGUGGAGCGCGAGCAUUACCGUUCGAAUAUGUCGGUUCUGGCAAAACGCAGUCCCAGUACUAAAGCAUUAACCGUUCGAAACCAGUCAUUCCGUCGAGUUCUGCCUGAAAUCCGAUACAACGAGUACGCUAGACCGUUCCAUGGGAGGCCGCUGAUGAACUGCCUAGGAAGGACAAAUUCGUUCGCUUAUCCUGAGCCAUCUUCCUCAUGGGUGCACAGAACAGAGAAUUAUCGUCAAAUGAACGAAAACAACCGUUUGGUGGAGAAUCACGCGAUGGAGGAUGCAGAAGAAGAAUUUCUUUCUGAACUAGACGCGCAGAUCGCCGAGUUACAGGUAGGAGAGAAUGUAUAUUUUAAUAUGAGUUAA
This is a messenger RNA of Angiostrongylus costaricensis, 1143 nucleotides long. Lineage: Eukaryota; Metazoa; Nematoda; Chromadorea; Rhabditida; Metastrongylidae. The record is from the annotation of a GenBank genome assembly.